AUGCCUGCUGCCCAGAGCGCUCCAAGCCUCCAGCUGCGUGCGGGCCUCCGACACACACAGCGUCCCGCCGCAGCCUCCCCAGGCUGCCGGGGGCGGAUCUCCCAGGGGGCGGGAUUGGGGUUUCGGGGCCUGGACUGGCGAGGGGAACAUGGCGGUGUCUGCGCUGCAGCUGGGGGAACUGGCCCUGCACGGAGCUGCCUUUCUCUGCGGCGUCGUCUGCGCCUCGGCCUGACUGUCACCCAGGGGGAGUUUGGUGGCCGGUGUAUCCUCUAUGGGUCCGUAGACAAGAAUAGUUCGGCCCUCGCUCUGUCUCACUUCAGCAACAUCUCCCUCUGUUACUUCGUCGCCGCCAUUUCCAUCCUCAUCGCUGUGUACUGCUUUGCAGUGCUGCUCUAUGGCAUCUACAGCUGCUGCAUGGACGAGAGGCGGUGGGAUCACACCUGGCUCACUGUGAACCUGGCAGUCUCUGCUGUGAUCCUCUUCUUCCUGCUGGUCUCGGCCUGCAUCCUCCGGGUUGGGAUGGACACUCUGUGCUCAUCCAUCCUCCAAACCAAACUUGUGAAAAGCUGCCAAGAGGCCCAGCAUGUGCAGUGGUCCCCACAGUAUAAUGCAGCGAGGUUCUAUGACAAUCUCUACAGUGCUGAGGCGGCCGCCUGGGUGAAUUUCUUCUUCUGGUGUCUGCUGCUGGUCCUGUUGCUCGUGCAGCGCAGACGGGAGGCCCCGUUCCAUCUCCUGCAGCGCAACGACCCCGAGUGGAGCUCCGAGACAGACGCCAUCUUUGGUGCCGGCCACAGAGGCCGUGAGGAGACCGGGACGAACAAGCGGCCUCAGUUUGGGCAAGGGGGGAGAGUGUGUGUGUGCGUGUGAGAGAGAGAGAGAGAGAGAGAGAGAGAGAGAGAGAGCACAUACGAGGAGGGAGAGAAGAGGGCUGGAAGCAUUCUCCCCCCUCCCCCCAGUGCCUGUCCUCUGGCUUCAAGGGUGCUCUGCUUGUCGUCCUUUGGCCGUUCUGGUUCUUGAUAGUGAAGGAAGCCAAUGAUCCUGGCUGGUGUGAUCCCACUCACAGUCCCAACCUCCAGUACAUGUCUGCUCCCACCUCCACCCCUACAGAGGGGGUGGGCCAGGGCUAGGGUUCACCUCGCACACAGGCACCCUACAGGGGGGGGGUUCUGGAUAUGAGAGGAUCUCAGCACAGACAUGAGCUGUGCAGCGCUCCUUGACAUCCCCACCGGAACCCACUGUCGACACUGCAGGUUUUGUAAGCCUUGGAUCUGGGGGACACCGGCAGCCACAUCCAAUCCCCCCUCCCCCGAAGCUCUCUGAUGUCAGUGUGAUGGGCUUUAUGUAAGACCAUGGCGUGCAUCUGCCUUAGAUACCAGAGACACUGGGAGUGCAUGAGCCCAUCCCAGCUGGGCAUGUGUAAUCACAGAACUAGCUCAGUGGAGGCAGAGCAUUUCUUCUUGGGGAGUGGGGAAAGGAGGGGUUGGAGCGGCCCCCUGCCUGGGUGGGAGAGACAAUCCCCAGCAGCGCCACCGUGACACUAGUUACAGGAUGUGGGGCCAGGGGAAGCCCUUGAAACCCAAGUGCCAACGGGGUGGGUGUUUGAUUGUCCAAAGCUGGUUGCCAUACCCUCUCAGCAAGAGGGCACCUCAUUUCAGGAGCCAAAGAGAGAAUGCCAGCUGCCUAAGUGCAGCAAUCCUGCUGGGCCAGCAAGUGCCUUCCACAGGGUGUAUGAAGACCAGAGCAAGAGGGAAGGGCCAAUUCAUGCCUAAAUGCCUCUGCAGACCCCCUCCUGCUCAGGGGUCGGGAUCUCCUCGCACUAAACCUUGCACCGUUAUUGUAUGUGGAACUGGGCCCGUUUCUUGUGCUUUUUCAUUUUGUACUAAACCUUGUUAUUAAAAGGAUGAUUUUCACCAGA
Molecule: messenger RNA, 1915 nt
Organism: Dermochelys coriacea (leatherback sea turtle)
Lineage: Eukaryota; Metazoa; Chordata; Testudines; Dermochelyidae
Gene: TMEM179B
Product: transmembrane protein 179B
Exons: 6
Coding region: 1-867 (288 amino acids)
Source: RefSeq, a predicted model, not a curated record